AUGGCUCCCUCCUCAGCAUCAAUCGACUACACGGUGAUCAACCCAGCUCAAAAAUGGAAGAUUCUCCGAGUACAAUGGCGGUACGGACUAUGGGCGCUAUGGACAUCCAUCGGUUCCAUGAUGCUUGGCUUUGACUACGUGAUCGGCAGCCAGCUAGCAGCCCUAUCAGAGUUCCAAAGGUUCUUCGGCGUCCAACAACAAGACGGAAGCUGGAUCGUUCCUGCGUCGUACCUUUCAGCCUGGGGUGCGAUCGGGCUUGGGUGUGACGUGGUCGCAUCGUGGCUCGCAGCACCUGUUUUGGAAAAAUAUGGACGGAAACCUCUUAUCCUCUUCUGCGCGGGAGUGUCCACGGUUGCCAUUAUCCUUCAGCAGAUGGCUACCAAUUGGAGAGUGCAUUUGGCGGGCCGUGCAGUGAAUGGCAUCUCCAUUGGUAUAAUGUUCACCAUCUCACCAUUGUGGAUUGGAGAGACCUGCCGUCCUGAGCUUAGAGGGUUUUGGCUCUGCUUCUUCAAUACCAGCAUUAUCUGGGGGCAAAUGCUUGUUGUUAUCGUGGCUCGUGCAAGCAGCGGGCUUCAAGACAAGUGGCAAUGGUGGAUCCCCGUGAUUUGCAUGUAUAUAUACCCGCUGAUGCUUGUUCUCGUCUGGCCAUUCUUCCCAGAGUCACCAUACUGGCUAAUCCGCGAAGACAAGCACGAAGCUGCGAGGAAGUCGCUAGAACGCAUGUAUGGAGUUGACGACCCGACAUUCUACGACAUUGAAAUGAAACGCCUCCAGGAGGACGUGAAUUUCUGCGAAGAUCGAGCAGACGGAACCAAAAGAGUUAAGAUGAUCUGGGGGUGGAUCCCCUCGCCCACUGCCGAGCUCGAAUGCUUCGAUAAAAAGAACCGCAAGAGGACGCUGACUGCGAUCUGUGCCGCCAGCUCACAGCAGGUCAUCGGAGCUGCCUUUGUUAUUGGCAAUGCCACAUAUUUCCUGGAUCUAAUCGGCAUUAAGGAGUAUUUCGAUGCGUCAGUCGCACUUUACAUCAUCAUGUUACUAUCCUCAGUAGCGGCGUUUCCACUCAGCGAGAUGAUCGGCCGUCGGACAUUGAUUGUACCCUCGAAAUUCGUUCUUUGCUUUUUUCUGCUUUUGAUUGGCAUCAUGGGCUGCGUGCCCGAUCAGACGAAAGCAGGCUGGGCAAUUGUCGUGUUCAUCUAUCUGUGGGCCAUUGUCUAUCAAGUGAGCAUAGGUGCCACAGGCUUUGUGCUGGCAAGCGAGGUUGCUACUCUGAGGCUUCGUGCCGGUACUCAAGCUCUCGUUACGAUGAGCAAUGGUGUCUGGGGACUCAUAAUGCAAUUCACUAUUCCAUAUAUGAUUAACCCAGAUGCCGGACAUCUCGGCGGCAAAGUCGGCUUCAUCUUCUUCGCGUUGGGACUUGUAGUAUCCAUUUUCGGCUGGUUCCUGUACCCCGAGACCAAAGGCGUCCGUUUUGAGAAACUUGACGAGUUGUAUGCGCAGGGAAUUAAGCCUCGCCAUUUCAAGAAACACGAGAACGCUAGUGAUUUGGACAACCAGAUUGGCAGGGAGGAGAUCAAGGCAAAGGCUUAG
Molecule: messenger RNA, 1587 nt
Organism: Penicillium riverlandense
Lineage: Eukaryota; Fungi; Ascomycota; Eurotiomycetes; Eurotiales; Aspergillaceae
Product: putative MFS alpha-glucoside transporter
Exons: 8
Coding region: 1-1587 (528 amino acids)
Biological process (GO): transmembrane transport; carbohydrate transport
Cellular component (GO): membrane
Molecular function (GO): carbohydrate:proton symporter activity
Source: RefSeq, a predicted model, not a curated record